CUGACCGAACAAGUGUCCAACGGUUUCCCGCACUCAAUAUACAAAUAUAUAAUCUCAAAGAUGUCAUACAAGGUUGAAGCUGUGCCAGAUUCCUAUGCCGCCCUGGGCGAGGGACCCCACUGGGAUGUGGCUCGUCAGAGUCUUUACUAUGUUGACCUGGAAUCGGCCGGCAUUAAUCGCUACGAUUUCAAACAAAACAAAGUGUACAAGGCCAAGAUCCAGGGUGAGGUAUUCGCCUCCUUCAUCCUGCCCAUUGCGAACAAGCCCCAGGAAUUUGCCGUGGGAUGCACACGUCGCACUGUCGUCGUCCAAUGGGAUGGCAUUUCGGCGGUGGCCAAGGUGGUGAGGACCCUCUUCGAGGUGCAGCCCAACCACAAGGAUAAUCGCAUCAAUGAUGCCAAAACAGAUCCUAAUGGGCGCUUCUAUGGCGGCACCAUGGCCGACAGCGGUGACAUCUUCACCCAAUGGAAGGGCGAACUCUAUAGCUGGCAGGCCGGAGGACAGCCAAAGGUCCUUAAGGAAGCUGUGGGCAUCUCCAAUGGUUUGGCCUGGGACGUUAAGGCCAAGAAGUUCUACUUCAUUGACACCAACAACAAGGAGGUGGAGGCCUACGAUUAUGACCAAACCACUGGAGCUAUCUCCAAUCGAAAGGUCAUCUUCGAUCUGAGGAAACUCCGUCCCGAUGGUCCCUUGUUCCCCGAUGGCAUGACCGUGGACACGGAGGGCAAUAUCUAUGUGGCCACCUUCAAUGGCGGCACCGUCUUCAAGGUUAACCCAAGCACUGGCAAGCUACUGCUGGAGAUCAAGAUUCCCACCACGCAAAUCACCUCGGUGGCCUUUGGAGGUCCCAACUUGGAUAUUCUCUAUGUGACGACAGCCGAUAAGGUUAAUCAGCCAAAGCCAGCUGGAACGCUCUUCCAGGUCACAGGUCUCAAUGCCAAGGGUUAUGCCGGCGUGGACCUCAAGGUCUAGAUUAUAAAUGUAUCAUAGAUUCUAAUAAAAUUAGCAAGCAUUUUGGUGUGUAAAUAAAGGUGAUAAAAAACUACACUUCUUAAA
Drosophila serrata is the source of this 1056-nucleotide messenger RNA. It is a transcript of the gene smp-30, whose product is annotated as Senescence marker protein-30. The record is from RefSeq and is a predicted model, not a curated record. Gene Ontology annotation, biological process: L-ascorbic acid biosynthetic process. NCBI's taxonomy places the organism in Eukaryota, Metazoa, Arthropoda, Insecta, Diptera, Drosophilidae. Gene Ontology annotation, molecular function: calcium ion binding; gluconolactonase activity.